AAUUUUUUUAGCACUUCCUUUAAUUGAAGGAUGUGAUUCAACCGACAAACUGAGAACACUGAUGUAUGAACUGAACACUUAGUUUAAAUAAUAAUUUUGCUUUUGAUUAAAACUUAAACAACCAUAUGUUCAAAAUGAAAAAUAAUUUCAUUAUUACUUUGCUGGAAAUAUUGUUGUUUUUGACAUUAACACAUGCAUAUAUAGGCCUUAUUCUACUUGACACAAAAAAUGGAUAUUGUGAAGCUGAGGGUGUUCGCAUAGCUGUUGGAGAUGUUUCCUACAAUGAUGAGCAAUGUGAAAUGUUAAGAUGCAGUGAGGGAGAACUUCGUGUCACAGGGUGUGCACCAAUGAGAUCUUCACGUCCGUGGUGUCGUCUAGUUCCAGGAGAAGGUCGUUUUCCCAUGUGCUGUCCCCAUAUUGAAGAAUGUGACGAAGCAAACAAUGCGGCUGAAAUAAGCUUUGAUGGAAUUUAAAAUUCUAACAGAAAAUUAAGCUUUGAAAAUUUGUUGUAACUCUUCAUAAAUGAGAUUUUGUAGAGAAAGAUAAAAUUUCGAAUGAAAUCGUAGUUUUAUUUCUAUUUUCAGAUUUGUAAUGAUAAAAAAUAUUUGGAUCUUGCA
Molecule: messenger RNA, 617 nt
Organism: Parasteatoda tepidariorum (common house spider)
Lineage: Eukaryota; Metazoa; Arthropoda; Arachnida; Araneae; Theridiidae
Product: toxin-like protein 14
Source: RefSeq, a predicted model, not a curated record